CGCGCGCGCCUGUCCGUUGGUCUUUCGCCUCGCGCUCUGCUCACAUGACGUUACCCAGCAUUCUGCGGGACAGAAACCGGCAGAACACCGAGAAGGAAGAGGAUGCGGCUCGCCUCAGACAUGGAUUACAAGGUUGUGUUCGCAGCCUUAGAGACGGUAUGCGGGGACAUCAUUUCUGUUAUGGGUGGGCCUUCUGAUUUGCCGUACGGCGCCGUUGCCCAGCGUCUGGUCACGUGUAUGAAACAGAUUCAAGAGCACGGACGAGCCCUGGAACCUGUGGUCCGGUGCUUCACCGCCAUCUUCCAUCAUUACGACUUUGACGCACAGACGCCUGGAAAUGGCUACCGCACCCUGGUCAAGGUCUUGCAGUCUUGCCUUUUGCACAUCGUUCACAAGGGCCGCUACAUUGCCUCUAAUUACAACAGUGCCUUCUUCAGGGCAGACCACAACGCCUCUGAGAUGGAGGCGUACUGCAGCGCCCUGUGCCAGCUUCGCGCCCUGAUGCACCUCGCACAGCGGCUGGUCAACGACAACGACUACGCCCAGCUGUACUCCCUGCAGGAGGGUGACCUCAGUCGUCGGUUCGUGCAGGAGUACAGCUCCAUGCACAAAGCCUGUUUCUACGGCCGCUGUCUGGGCUUUCAGUACUCGCCAGCUCUACGUCCGUUCCUCCAAACUGUUGUCAUAAGCAUGGUUUCCUAUGGAGAGACGUAUGGUAAACAGCAGUCCAGCUUGGGCAUGGCAGCCCUCUCCCUGCUCACAUCAGGGAAGUACGUCAUGGAUCCAGAGUUACGUGGCGCAGAGUUCGAACGAAUUACCCAGAACCUGGACAUGCAGUUCUGGAAGUCCUUCUGGAACCUGACAGAGUCCGGCCUUUUAACAGGCUUCAGCAGGAUAGCCUCCAGCCCGGUGCAGAUGAACAUCACCUUGACUUUGCCUCCCGUCACUCUGCGCCUCCCACUCGCCUCAGACCCGAGUCUAACAGCCACCGUGUCACCUCCAAUUGCCCAUUGGGGCCCCGGGCCUGUCAACAUGCGUCUGAUCUCCUAUGAGCUUCGAGAUGGACAGGAAAGUGAAGAGCUGCUCACUUUUUCCCGAACCGAUCCUCCGCCCAUCACAGCGUCCCAACUCCCCUGGGUACAGAAGCAGCCUCGCUCCCCCUGGCUCCUCAUCCACUUCCACGGAGGGGGCUUUGUGGCACAGACUUCCAAAUCCCAUGAGAAUUAUCUUCGGACUUGGUCGAAGGAGCUGAACGUACCUAUCCUCUCCGUGGACUACUCUCUGUCACCCGAAGCUCCCUUUCCCAGAGCUCUGGAGGAAUGUUUCUACGCCUACUGCUGGGCUCUGAACAACUGUCACCUGCUGGGCUCCACAGCAGAGCGGGUUUGUCUGGCAGGUGACAGCGCCGGAGGAAACCUCUGCAUCACCGUGUCCAUGAAGGCCAUAUCCAACGGCAUCCGAGUCCCCGACGGCAUCAUGGCCGCCUACCCUGCCACCCUGCUCACCACCGACGCCUCACCCUCCCGCCUCCUCACGCUCAUCGACCCGCUGUUGCCUCUAGGUGUUCUCACAAAGUGCCUCAAUGCCUAUGCAGGUGCGGACUGUCAGUCGGUGCAGCCUGCAGUGGGAAGCGGCAGUCUGAGCUCUCUGGGUCGAGACACCGCCGUGCUGCUCAGCGAUCUCACCCAGGGAGCCUCCAACUGGAUCCAGUCCUUUCUGGACCCGGCGCGAAAUACCUCCGGUGGUGGCCGCUCACAGUCUUUAAGCCUGAGGAGGACCCAGAGCCACGAAAUCCGGAGGCCGUCCUCUCACACCUCCACAGCAAACUCCACCGAUCACCUGUAUUACCCACCGGGCUUCGAGCCCCUGCGUUCAGAGUGCCUGGCUUUUGUUCGCCCUACGUCCUGCCCCAUUAUCAGGAACCCGUUUGUGUCGCCCCUGCUGGCUCCAAACAACCUGCUGAGAGGCCUGCCACCUGUACACAUAGUGGCCUCUGCUUUGGAUGCCUUGCUCGACGACUCUGUGAUGUUUGCCAAGAAGCUGAAGGACAUGGGCCAGCCCGUGAGUCUGACGGUGGUGGAAGACCUGCCUCACGGCUUCCUCAGCCUAUCGCAACUCGCCAAGGAGACGGAGGUCGCUUCGGAAAUCUGCGUGGAGCAAAUGAGGAAGAUUUUUCAGCAGCAGAGCCCAACGCCUGCCCUCCGCAAGCGGCCAAAGAUGGAAGAGACCUUUCAGAGCACCAAUCCGUCGGGCUGAUUUAUUAGCCUGCCGUUCUUGGGGACUUUGUUGUCGUUGGCUGGCGUAAUAUAUUGAGAGACAUGCAAUGAAUGUAAGAGAGGGAAACAAGUGAAGGAUAAUUAUGAGGAAGCACAGGGACACUGCACUUCAAACCUUUUCAGCACAACACAACGAUCGAGAGAUCUGUAACAGCUCUAAAACGGUCCUAAACGAUGAUAAAAAAGGAAACGAUUAUGUAUUUUUCUACCACCGAUUAAAUGCACAAUAAGAAUAUAACAUAUAUGUAGCAAAAACUUCACCAUAACCAGCCCUCACAGUAAUUUCUGAACUGAUAAACGUCAGUAAUGGAAGCUUCUGUGCCUUGAACUUUAAGUGCUGCUGUAAAAAAAAAAAAAAAAACUCACCAAACUGAGCAGGAUUAAAGGUUUACUUGUACAGGAAACACAGUCCAGAUGCACUGUAUUACUAUUAUUAAGAUUAUAUUUGGAUUAAAUGUGUAAUCUGGUUUUGCCCAGUUUGCCACAUGUUUACAACAUAUUGUUAAGGAGGCCUUCACAUUGUGUUUACCAGCAGUAUGUGGAUUAUGGAUGUGGACGUGAAAGAAACUUGUAAUACUGUAAAUUAACUCUUAGUAUUUCUUAAUAAUAGUAUUUAACACUGUGUUGUUAUAUGUAAAGUCUGAAUUAAAUCAAAACUGCAAAGA
Molecule: messenger RNA, 2941 nt
Organism: Larimichthys crocea (large yellow croaker)
Lineage: Eukaryota; Metazoa; Chordata; Actinopteri; Sciaenidae
Gene: lipea
Product: lipase, hormone-sensitive a
Exons: 11
Coding region: 103-2256 (717 amino acids)
Biological process (GO): triglyceride catabolic process; cholesterol metabolic process
Cellular component (GO): cytosol
Molecular function (GO): triacylglycerol lipase activity; sterol ester esterase activity
Source: RefSeq, a predicted model, not a curated record